This is a messenger RNA of Penicillium nucicola, 927 nucleotides long. Its product is annotated as YoaK family protein. The transcript is spliced from 3 exons. The record is from RefSeq and is a predicted model, not a curated record. The coding region runs from base 1 to 927 and encodes 308 amino acids. NCBI's taxonomy places the organism in Eukaryota, Fungi, Ascomycota, Eurotiomycetes, Eurotiales, Aspergillaceae.
AUGCAGCAGCAAUCCUCUUCUUCCCCAGGGAACAUAGAGCGACCAGCUUCCGCAGGGGGUGCCAAUCGUGGAAGUCAGAACAUAUUCCAGGAUGCCAACCCUACACUGUCCUCCGAUAUGAAUGCUACCGGUGAAGAAUCAAAGUAUACACCAAGGCAUUGGUCGUCUGGAGGCAGCACAACAGUCUCUCUUUCUAGCAACCAAAUUGCGGAAAAUACCAAGCAUACCGAUAUAGUCCUCAUAAUAUGUGGAUUUGUUGGCGGCCUGGUCGAUGGGUUGUCAUUCAACGCGUGGGGCAGCUUUUCGAGUAUGCAAACAGGAAACACUGUUUUUCUAGCUCUAGGUCCUUCCGGUCAGCCUGCCUACCCGGCGUAUCUAUGGGCCAAGUCCCUCAUCGCACUGAGUGUCUUUAUUACAAGCAACAUUUUCUUCAUUCACCUUCAUCGAAUCCUAACUCCACGACGUCGUUCAACAAUGGUUUUAUCGUUCACUAUUCAGACAUUGGCUCUUCUGGCGACAGCAGUCCUCAUUGAGCUCGGUGUGAUAUCCCCUAAGCCGGAAGAUCCACGUGCCCCUAUUGAAUGGAUGCAAGUUCUCCCGAUUUCCCUUUUGUCUUUUCAGGCGGGAGGGCAGAUAUGCGCAUCCCGAAUUCUUGCGCUGGAUGAGAUCCCUACAGUGGUGUUGACGACACUUCUAUGCGACUUGCUUGUCGAUCCAAAACUCACAGCGAAAGUGAACCCAAAGCGCAAUCGAAGGAUUGGUGCUUUUCUGGCCUUAUUUCUUGGUGCAAUGACUGCAGGUGGGCUUUCGAAGGUCACCGGUAUGGCUUCAAGUAUAUGGUUUGCAAUGGGGUUGAAGCUAGCAAUCACGUUGGGAUGGGCUGUCUGGAAGCCAGAAGGGAGAAAUAAGAGCAGCGUGGAGGUCUGA